Messenger RNA from Oryza brachyantha (malo sina), 1604 nucleotides. RefSeq names its product carboxyvinyl-carboxyphosphonate phosphorylmutase, chloroplastic. Gene Ontology annotation, molecular function: catalytic activity. The transcript is spliced from 7 exons. The record is from RefSeq and is a predicted model, not a curated record. NCBI's taxonomy places the organism in Eukaryota, Viridiplantae, Streptophyta, Magnoliopsida, Poales, Poaceae. Bases 147 to 1178 code for a protein of 343 amino acids.
UUAGCUACCAGCCACAAGCUCUAGCUCUAGCUCCACCAAAGUACAGCGCGCGUGUACGCGGUACGGACGCCUAGCUAGCUAGCUAGCUUCUUCUUCUUCUUCUUCUCCGGCGAGAAGGGGUGGUACGUACGUACGGUAUCGGAAUAAUGGCCGAGACGCACGCCAACGGUAACGGCAACGGCCAUGGAAACGGGAACGGCGCGGCGAAGGCGAGGCGGUCGACGAGUGUGUCAAGGAUGAUCGAGUCGGAGGGGGCGGUGCUGAUGCCGGGCGUGUACGACGCGCUGUCGGCGGCCAUCGUGCAGAAGACCGGCUUCUACGCCGGCUUCAUCUCCGGCUACGCCGUCUCCGGCUCGCUGCUCGGCACCCCCGACGUCGGCCUCCUCACGCCGCCGGAGAUGGCGGAGACGGCGAGGCGCAUCUGCUCGUCUGCCCCCAACACCCUCUUCAUCGCCGACGCCGACACUGGUGGUGGCAAUGCUCUGAAUGUGAAGCGUACUGUUCAAGACCUGAUGGCAGCAGGUGCUGCAGGCUGCUUCCUCGAGGACCAAGCAUGGCCCAAGAAAUGUGGACACAUGCAUGGAAAACAGGUGAUCCCAGCAGAGGAGCACGCGGUGAAGAUAGCUGCUGCGAGAGAGGUGGUUGGUGACCGUGACUUCUUUAUCGUCGCCCGGACUGACGCUCGAUCUGUCACUGGCCUGGAUGAUGCCAUCAGGCGCGCCAAUCUCUACAUUGAUGCCGGAGCGGACGCGUGCUUCGUGGAGGCGCCGAGGAGCGACGAGGAGCUGAUGGAGAUCUGCAGGAGGACGAAGGGGUACCGCGUGUGCAACAUGCUGGAGGGCGGGAAGACGCCGCUGCACACGAGGCAGGAGCUCAUGGAGAUGGGCUUCCACCUCAUCAAGUCCCCCCUCACCACCGUCUACGCCGCCGCCCGCGCCCUCGUCGACGUCCUCUCCGCGCUCAAGAAGGCCGAGACCACCCGCGACGAGCUCCACCGCCUCACCACCUUCACCGAGUUCAACAACCUCGUCGGCCUCGACUCCUGGCUCGACAUCGAGGACCGCUUCUCCGCCCCCAAGCCACUGCCGCCGCCGCCGGAGACGGAGGCGAAGGAGAAGGCCAAGGCGAAGCUGGCAGCUGCCGUCAACGGCAACGGAGCUACCAAUGGAGUACACUGAGCUCAAGAACCUUCACUGCAGGCCUACACAUGGAAUAAAUCGGAUCAAAAUGUGGCUGUCAGGGAGGGAGCCAAUUAAAAUGGGUGGAUUACAUUGAUUAAUUCUCCUGCGUGCAUGCACUAUUGGUGGAUUUUGUGAGGUGUGUGAUAGUUUAUAUUGCUGUGUCAUUGCUAUUCUGUGCGUCAUUCUGCACAUAAACAGUAAGGGUAAAUAUGCGUGAGUGUUUUUUGUUUUUCGAUUUUUUUUGGGUUCAGUACAGUAUAUGCAGCUAUGCAUCUGUCUGAGUUUCGAGUCAGUGCUCUCAUGGACAGGUCCACAGUGAUCGAGGCAUGAAGCAUCUGUCUGUCUGCCAGUCAGUGUCUCUGUCAGUGUAUCAUGAAAUUUAUUGGAAUAAAUGAGCCCAUGGACCGUAUACCAUUGGGCUGU